UAGCGGUCAUUAUUGAUAAUCAUGUAUAAUUUUGUAAAGCGUUCCAUCUCGGUGUUGUUCACAGUUUCCAUCGUAGUUUCGCUGCUAGCAUUUUACCGGCCUGUUACCACGAUGCGCUUAAGCCCUCUGGAUCCAAGCUCCUAUUCCAAUGCCCAUGAGCUUAUCAUACGUCAUGUGGAUCUGGAUUGGACGGUUAACUUCGAUAAGAGCACUAUCUCCGGUACGGCCACCCUGAACUUCAAGCUAAUCAAGGAGGAUCUCGAGGAAAUUUUCCUAGAUGUGAGCGAUAUUAGCGUUUCCUCUAUUGUGGCAAAGUCUUCCGCCGGUGAGGUUCCACUCGAUUGGGACAUCGGUGGUACGGUGGAGAACAUAGGCUCGAAACUGACCAUCUACUUGCCGACGAAAACGAACGACGAUCUAACGUUGGUGAUUACCUACGAAACUUCGCCCAAGGCAAGUGCUCUACAAUGGCUAACGCCAGAGCAAACAUUUGGCAAGAAGCAUCCGUAUCUCUUCAGUCAGUGUCAGGCGAUCCAUGCCCGUUCGAUCCUGCCCUGCCAGGAUACACCGGCUGUGAAGUUUACCUACAAUGCAACGCUUCAUCAUCCGCAAGAAGUUACAGGUCUAAUGAGCGCAAUUAGGGUCGAUUCCACACCGGGAGUGACAAAGUUUCAGCAGAAAACCCCCAUUCCAAGCUAUCUGCUUGCCAUCGUAGUCGGAGCACUCGUGUCCAAACCGAUUGGACCCAUUUCGAGCGUGUGGGCUGAACAGGAGCAGAUCGAAGAAGCAGCCGAAGAAUUUUCCCAAACGGCUGACUUUAUUGCAAAGGCGGAAGAAAUCUGCGGACCGUACGUAUGGGAGCGUUAUGAUUUGCUGGUAAUGCCACCGAGCUUCCCGUUCGGUGGUAUGGAGAAUCCGUGCCUAACGUUCGUAACGCCAACACUGCUAGCGGGCGACAAAUCGUUAGCGACGGUCGUGGCGCACGAGAUUGCCCACAGCUGGACGGGAAAUUUGGUCACAAAUCGCAACUUUGAGCAUUUCUGGCUGAACGAAGGCUUUACAGUGUUUGUCGAGGGCAAAAUCGUGGGCCGACUGUCUGGGAAUGCGUCACGCGAUUUCCACGCCCUGCACGGUUUGAGUGAGCUGUCGGAUUGUAUUAAAACUCAGCUAGCCGAUACGCCCGAACUUACGAAGUUGGUCGUCGACCUGUCCGAGUGUGGGCCGGACGAUGCGUUCUCCACCGUACCGUACAUUAAGGGUUCAACGUUUUUGCGCUAUCUGGAAGAUUUGUUCGGCGGCCCGUCCCUGUUUGAACCAUUCUUUCGUGCUUACCUGAACCGCUUCAAGUAUCAGUCGGUGCUUACGAACGACUUCAAGCAGAUGCUGUACGAAUGGUUCCGCGAGGAUCCCAAAAAUGAAGUGCUACUCGAGCGAAUCGAUUGGGACUUGUGGUUGUUCGGCGAGGGUAUGCCACCGGUCAUACCGAGCUACGAUCGGUCCAUGCUGGAAGCGUGUCUGGCCCAUGCUACCCUGUGGGCGGAAAACGAUUUGGACCUCAUCCGAGACUCUCCGUUGCUGAAACAGAAGCUCGUUAGCGUGCAGUUGAUUGAAUUUCUUGCCCAACUGCUCGAGAAGAAAACGAUCGUUGCACUGACGGGCGAGAAGGUGGCAUUGCUUGGUGAAACGUACGGACUCAGCACGACAAAGAAUGCCGAAUUACGAUUCCGCUUCGUUCGGCUGUACAUACGGGCCCGUUUGAUGGACAAGAUGGAUGAAAUUCUUGCCUUCGCCAACAGCAACUUCCGGAUGAAGUUUGUGCGUCCAGUUUACAAGGAGCUGGGCGCAUGGCCACAAGCGCGACCGAUUGCCAUCGAGAAUUACAACCGCGUCAAGGACCAGAUGAUGACCGUUUGUGCGUACACGGUAGCAAAAGAUUUAGGCAUUUCGGAUGCUUCUGCAUGA
Molecule: messenger RNA, 1962 nt
Organism: Anopheles maculipalpis
Lineage: Eukaryota; Metazoa; Arthropoda; Insecta; Diptera; Culicidae
Product: leukotriene A-4 hydrolase
Exons: 7
Coding region: 22-1962 (646 amino acids)
Biological process (GO): proteolysis; peptide catabolic process
Cellular component (GO): cytosol
Molecular function (GO): metallopeptidase activity; zinc ion binding; epoxide hydrolase activity
Source: RefSeq, a predicted model, not a curated record